Messenger RNA from Coregonus clupeaformis (lake whitefish), 3434 nucleotides. RefSeq names its product SET-binding protein. Gene Ontology annotation, molecular function: DNA binding. The coding region runs from base 69 to 3146 and encodes 1025 amino acids. NCBI's taxonomy places the organism in Eukaryota, Metazoa, Chordata, Actinopteri, Salmoniformes, Salmonidae. The transcript is spliced from 4 exons. The record is from RefSeq and is a predicted model, not a curated record.
GAGGAGAGAGAACAGGGAGAGGAGAGAGAGGAGAGAGAACAGAGAGAGGAGAGAGAACAGAGAGGGGGAUGAGUGGGGCCGACAUGGAAUCAGCCAUGAUCCAGAGCCGGGUGAGGAAAAACCCAGUUGGCCGUCCUAGAUCAUCCACAGACUCCCACAAACACCCUGACCCUAACCCCAGACUGCCUAGCCCUAACCUCAACCAUAUCCCUAGUCCAAGAUCCAGCCUCAACCCUAACCCUAGACCGCCCAACCUAUGCCCCAGCCUUAACCCUAACCCCAACACCAGCCCAAAACCCAGCCCUUACCCCAGACCCCCCAAGACCAAGGACCGGUGGUCCUACCUCAAGUCCCGAAGCUCCCCCAGCCUGAUCCAGAGGGAGAGUGGCCACAGUCCCCUGACAGCCAUGUCUGAGCCCCCCUCUGCAUUCCCCAUCACCCCCUCCAGCCCUCUGUACACCAACACAGACAGUCUGACUGUCCACACCCCCGCCAAGCGCAAACGAGGUCGUCCCAAAAAACAACCCCUGCUCACUGUGGAAACCAUCCAUGAGGGUACUUCCACCUCCCCCCUGAGCCCUCUGGCCCGGGACAGUCCCGCGGGGCUCAGCCGCAGGAAGAAGACUCACGCGCUAACCACACUAGCCCAAAUCGCAUCUGGUUCCACUAGCCCCAAUGCUAAUGGGUUGAAACUGAAGCGCAGUGAGAGUGGCCAUGUCAGGUCGGUGAAGAGGCUGAAGCUGGGGAAUGUGCAGAGCAUCCUGAAUGAGAUCCUAUCAGGCUCCAGCCAACAUGGCAGCCUGGCGCUGAAGUCCGCCUCGGCUCCCGUCUCUUCCACCAUGACGGCCAUGGCCUCUACCAUUGAGGCGCAUCUGGGGAAGCAGAUCAACGUCAGUAAGAGAGGAACCAUCUAUAUCGGGAAGAAGAGAGGGAGGAAGCCACGCUCCGACACCCAAACCCUUCCCCACAGAGGCGGGGCCAAGCCUCUUUUGCCUGUCCCCAUGUCCAGCCUGUACAACAGCCUCCUAGUGCCUUCCACCCUCCCUCCCAGCUCCACUACCCUCCUCCUCAGACCCAGUCACACCCUAUCCUCUCUGUGCCCCCCCGGCCCUCGCAGCACCUACUCUGACGCCACCAUGCCCAGCCUGCAGCCCAUCAGUACCCUGCCCUCUAAACCCCCAGGCAGGGGGCUACUGGGGGCCGGCUGGAAGCUGUCUCCCCCGCGCCUCCUGGCCAACUCCCCGUCCCACCUAUCUGAGGGGGCAGCGUCCGUCAAGGAGGUGACGCUGUCACCCAUCAGCGAAUCACACAGCGAGGAGACCAUUCCCAGCGACAGCGGCAUAGGAACGGACAACAACAGCACCUCUGACCAGACAGAGAAGGGAACUAACGCACGACGCAGAUACUCAUUUGACCUGUGUGGGUUUGAGGCUGCGGAGGCUGCAGUUCUGGAGGCAUCCAGUCGCGGCAGUAGGGGUCGCUGUGUGCGGCAGGCGGCAGUGGUGGACAACUUCCUGUCCCAGCAGGAGAAGAAGCAGAAACACCGCAGGAAGAGGAAGUGCCUGCAGAGCCGAGACCACCUGCACUUCCUGUCUGAGCUAGAAGAGGUGGUGGUGAAGCUGCAGCAGCUACAUGUGUCUCACCGACGGUACGCCUCCUGCUACCCCCAGCACCCCUACCCCUCCAUCUUCCGCCUCAAUUUCCACCACCACUACUACCCCCUGACCUACGACCCCUACCCCUGUGACCCCGCCCCUUACUUGCGCAGGACCGCCGAGCUCAAGGCCAAGAGGAGGCGCGGCCGGCCCGCCAAAGCCAGUGAGCCAAUCACGUCCAAGCUGCCUUUUGUCCAGGGGUUUGGGUAUCCACUUGCAGGGGGGAACUACUAUGCACCGUAUGCCAUGCCUUACGCCCCGCCUCUGAGCCUGGGCUACUACCCCCCAGCACCCCCCCUCUACCUGCCCCACCAUCCCCACGGCCCUUCACCACCCUCCCACUUCAUGAGGCCUGCCGUCCCCCCUCCUAAGUUCCACUCUGGGGGUCACUCCAAGCUCCAGGCCGGAGCCAAGCUACGGACGUCUAGCGGCCCACUACAGGGUUCCUCUGGUCGGGGAGAAGGACUGGGAUCCCUGGGCGGUGAUGGUGGUGGAGGUCUUGGAGGGGUGAGGCUCCACAAGAGGAAACACAAGCACAAACACAAGCACAAGGAAGAGACCCCCCUCCUCUCACCCCAUGACAGACAGGAGCUGGGCGGGCUCUUCAGUGGUGCCAAGACCAAUGGGCUGCUCAACCUGUUGACUGACAGGCGGGAGAUGAACAAUCCGAAGCGUCAGGAGAAGCAAAGGGGGGGUGGGCGAGGCUCUAGAGGGGAGUCCAGAGGAGCGAUGUUUGAGUCGGACCCUCUCUCUUCUAUCUCCAUGGACCAUGUCCAGUUCCGCCCACGUAUGCCCGGACAGCCAAUGAGCAGCUUCCUGAGCAGCUACAGCAGCCAAUCACAGCGGCCAGAGAUGACCUCUGACCUUUUCAGAUUGCGGGAGGAGGGCAGUGGGCGCGGCAGAAGGAGAGGUUUAGCAGUGUUCGGAGAGGAAGGGGUGAUGUCAUUCCACAAUGCCAGGAAAGAGAAGAGCCAGGAAACAGAAGAGUCGUUCCACAAUGCCAGCCCCACUCUAACAGGUAAGAGGAGGUAUAAGCGUCAUGAGGUGGAACAGAUCCACGGUGAGGUCAGGAGGAUGUGUUCUCUCAACAACGUGCUCAACAGUCAGAGGAGUUUUGAGCAUGUGCAGAAGAUCCUGCGUGUGAAGCGUCUCCAGCGCCAGGCCAAGACUGGCAACAACGUCGUCAAGAGGCGACCUGGUCGCCCCCGGAAACACCCUAUUGAUGAAUCUGAACCCAACAAUUAUGGGAGGGACGAAGGAAGGGGCUUCGGGAUGCCGGUGCUGGAGAGGUGUGUGGACCUACCGGGUAGGCGGAGCUUAAGACCAAGUCCCGUCCCCCAGCCUCUGGAGUUUUCCAAUCACGACUCUAUCUCAGUGGCCAUUGAGACAGUGGUGCACCGAGCACGCUCUCUGGCUCCCCCACCGGUCAGAGGAAGGAAAUGCAGGGGGAGGCGCAGGAGAGAGGAUGGAGGGGAUAUGGCCUUCCACUAGCCAAUCAGACGGCAGGACAGUUGCAGAUACAGAUUAGCUCUGGCCUAUCAGAGAGCUGGUGAGAGGAGCCAUCACUGGCCAAAUGCUGCGUUCAUAACCAAGUGGGAAGGUAGUAUUUACCACAUACGACUGGAAAAAAUCCACAUGAACGCCUCUCCAACUGGUAAUUACUAGUGGGAAACGGGACUAUCAUCCCUGAGCUCUGAUUUCAACCACAUGCUGACCUCUGACGUCACCUAAUAAGGAAAUGACCUCGAUAACAGCAUUUUCGGCAGAUAAAUGCAACAA